Molecule: messenger RNA, 2073 nt
Organism: Oldenlandia corymbosa var. corymbosa
Lineage: Eukaryota; Viridiplantae; Streptophyta; Magnoliopsida; Gentianales; Rubiaceae
Source: the annotation of a GenBank genome assembly
AUGGCCCUUUUACAUCACUGCAAUCUGUCUUGUGCCUCGCCAAAUUUAUCAACAUGUUCCCAGAAUCAUUCGGCAAAAUCCCAAUGUCAAAAUUUCAUCUUUUCCCAAAACCCAUGUCUGAAACUAAGUCAAAGGAGACCCAGGAUUGCCGCCUCUGCUUUGGCCAAUUCAAAUGGGAAUUCAUCAGGGUCGUCAUUUGGUCAGUUGAUUGAGACUUUGAUUAGUGGGAAGGACUUGACAGCGGCUGAAGCUGAAGAAUCUCUAGACUUCUUAUUGGGUGGCGCUGAUGAGUCUUUGAUCAGUGCAUUUCUUGUUUUACUGAGAGCCAAGGGCGAAAGUUAUGAAGAAAUUGUAGGAUUGGCUAAGGCAAUGUUAAAACAUUGCAAGAAAGUGGAAGGAUUAGAUGAUGCAGUUGAUAUAGUGGGGACUGGUGGUGAUGGUGCAAACACUGUGAAUAUCUCAACUGGGGCUUCUAUUCUUGCUGCGGCUUGUGGUGUGAAGGUUGCAAAGCAAGGAAAUAGGUCAAGCUCUUCUGCUUGUGGAAGUGCAGAUGUCCUUGAAGAAUUGGGCAUUGCAAUUGAAUUGAAUCCUGAGGGAGUAAGAAGGUGCGUAGCAGAAGCUGGGAUUGGUUUCAUGAUGUCCCCAAUCUACCAUCCUGCAAUGAAGAUCGUAAGGCCAGUUAGGAAGAAACUAGGGGUUAAGACGGUGUUUAACAUAUUAGGCCCCAUGCUUAAUCCAGCAAGAGUACCUUUUGCUGUUGUAGGUGUGUACAAAGAAGAGCUGGUACCUACAAUGGCAAAAGCACUUCAAGGGCUAGGAAUGAAAAGAUCAUUAGUUGUUCACUCCAAAGGCCUGGACGAGAUGAGUCCCCUGGGGCCUGGGUUUGUUCUAGAUGUUACUGCCGAUAAGAUUGAAGAGUUCUCUUUCGAUCCUUUGGACUUUGGUAUUCCCAGGUGCUCUUUGGCUGACCUGCGAGGUGGAGGACCAGAAUACAAUGCUGAAGUGCUGAGGCGUGUAUUAUCAGGAGAGAAAGGGGCCAUUGCCGAUGCACUUGUGUUAAAUGCGGCAGCGGCUAUCUUGGUUAACGGGCAUGUGAAAAAUCUGGCCGAGGGUGUAGCUUUGGCUCGAGAAACAUUGUAUUCUGGGAGAGCAUUACAGACACUCGACUUAUGGAAACAAAUCUCCAAUACCUUUUUUCCACUAAGUUAUGGUACUGAGCAUCCUCCAACAUGCAGAUCCUAUUGUGGAAACUUAACAAUCGACUACCCUUUUGCAAUCCAAUCAGGUUGUGGACAUCCAGGCUUCCGGGACCUCUUAUUUUGCAUAAACAAUGUCCUGAUGUUCCACAUCAGCUCGGGUUCAUACCGCGUUUUGGACAUCGACUACGCCUACCAAUCACUCACAUUACAUGAUCCGCACAUGUCAACCUGCGACUCAAUCGUGUUGGGAGGCCGAGGAAACGGGUUUGUGAUCGAGGAAUGGCGCGCCCCGUUCCUGAACCCGACCACAGACAAUGUGUUCAUGCUGAUACAGUGCUCCCCUGAAUCUCCCCUGUUUCAAGGUUUUCCAGGGAAGCAUUUGCCCUGUGGGAAUGUUUCAGGGAUGGGAUGUGAUGAGUAUUAUGGUUGCCCUGCUUGGAGCUUUGUCGGGUCUUCGACCGGGAGGGGAUCCGGGUAUGGAUCGGGUCGUCCCGAGUGUUGUUCAGUGGCAUUUGAGACAUUGAAGGCUGUGAAUCUGAGUAAACUUGGUUGCCAGGGUUAUAGCAGUGCUUAUAGUCUUGCUCCUUUGAGGGUUUCAGGGCCUGAUGAAUGGUCUUAUGGUAUAAGAGUUAAGUAUUCAUUACAAGGGAAUGAAUCUUUCUGUAAAUCAUGUGAGGCCACUGGUGGAAGUUGUGGAUUCAAUACUGAUUCUGAUAGUGAUUUGUGCAUGUGUGGGAAUUGGAAUUCCACAACAAAUUGCGAUUCAGUUCCUUCUACAUCCAACAAAAUGAGGUGGUCUUCAAUGAGUGCAUUAACAGGUUUCGUGAUCAGUUUUAUUGUUUGGACAAGGCUUCUCAUACUUCAUCAGUCCUAA